Molecule: messenger RNA, 2442 nt
Organism: Schistocerca americana (American grasshopper)
Lineage: Eukaryota; Metazoa; Arthropoda; Insecta; Orthoptera; Acrididae
Gene: Ir76b
Product: ionotropic receptor 93a
Exons: 10
Coding region: 94-1701 (535 amino acids)
Cellular component (GO): membrane
Molecular function (GO): ligand-gated monoatomic ion channel activity
Source: RefSeq, a predicted model, not a curated record
CAGAGGCCAAAGUAGCGCCAGCACUCGACGCAACGCCAGCAGGGGAAGUACUGUUCGAAGCACGUGACUACUUCGAAGUCCGAGAGCGCCAGUAUGAAUAUUUCGUCCGUCUUAAAGAUGGUGGUAACCACCGUAUGUUCCAACUACCUGCACAAUGGCACCAAGAUGGAGGUGCCCGAAGGUGAGCCGGACCCCGGAUGCAUCCUUCGAACACCGAAGCUAAUGGAGGGGAAGACUAUCAGAAUAGGGACGUUGGAAAAUCCUCCGUUGACGCUGACCAAUAAUACUGAUGGCGCUCUGGUUGGACAAGGAGUCAUUUUUGAGAUAGUGGAUAUUCUGAAGCAUAAGUUGGGCUUUAGCUACGAAGUGGUGAAGCCGGAGUCAAACAUACUAGGAGACGAAAAUCACGGAAUCAUUGGUCUUGUGCAUAAGAAGCAGGUGGACGUGGCGGUCGGCUACCUGCCGCAGUUCUCGCAGCACGCCAAGCUGGUGCAGCACUCGGAGAGCCUGGCCGAGGCGCCCUGGGUGUUCCUGAUGAAGCGGCCGCUGGUGUCGGCGUCGGGCACGGGCCUGCUGGCGCCGUUCGACGCCACCGUGUGGUACCUGGUGCUGGCCUCCGUGGUGCUGAUGGGGCCCGCCAUCUACUUCAUCAUCCUGGUGCGCGUGCGACUCUGCGCCGGCUCGGCGCGCCUCACGCGCAUCUUCCCGCUCAGCUCGUGCGUCUGGUUCGUCUACGGCGCCCUCAUGAAGCAGGGCUCCACCCUCAUGCCUGUCACAGACUCAUCCCGGCUGCUGUUCGCCACUUGGUGGAUUUUCAUCACACUGCUGACCUCCUUCUACACGGCCAACCUCACAGCUUUCCUGACGCUGUCGCGCUUCACCCUGCAGAUCACUGACCUCAAAGACAUAUCAACUAAGAAGGCGCACUGGGCGGCGCAGAAGGGCAGCGCAAUGGAGUACCUCGUCUAUAACAAUGAUGAGUACAGCUUCCUCAAUCUGUCGUUGCAAGCUGGAUACGGCCAGUUCGUCGACGUAAGCGACACUGAGAUGCUACUGAGGAUAAAAAAGGAUGACUUGGUUUACCUGAGGGAGAAACAGCACGUGGAACACACUAUGUUCAGAGAUUACCUGGAGAAGACGCGCAACCCCAAAGUGGAGGAGAAAGAUCGCUGCACUUUUGUGAUGACAAAGGUGCCUUUCUUGCACCUACCCAUCGCUUUCUACUAUCCGCUCAACAGCAGCUUGGCUCACAUAUUUGAUCCACUGUUGAAGGCACUGGUGGAAACUGGGAUAGUCAGGCACUUGCUGCGCAAGGACUUGCCACAGAUCGAGAUCUGUCCACUGGACCUGGGCAGUAAGGAGCGACAGCUGCGGAACUCUGAUCUGUACAUGACGUACAUGAUCGUCGUGACCGGCUUCUGCGCCGCUACCGUCGCCUUCUUCGGAGAAAUUCUUACACGUCAGGUAAAACGGUGUAUUGCUGAAGCAGAGCUGCAGGCAGAAGCAUCUGCAUCUUAUCCAGAUGACUGGAAAACUGUAAAGGCACAAGCCAACAGAGCACCGUACACAAUGUACUUAAAUGGGAAUAUAAUUAAUGUCAAACAGCCAGCCUACAGCAUUACAAGAGAUUUCCAAUCAUCAAGCAGAAAAUCACUGUCAAGGCAGAAAAACAGUAAUUAUGUGUUUCAAUACACAAGUUAAAUAAUACCAAUGAAGAAAAUUUCAGUAGUCAUAACAAGUAGAUUUCUUUUGUUCACACAACACGCAAAUGUCAUACGUAAGCUAGGGCAGGCAUCUAACAGCAUGAGAAACAGUGAAAAAAUAGUUCAGAUUUAUGCCACCAUCAUAUUAUCUUAAUUUUUUUCAGAACUACAGGUUUAUUUAUAUCACACUAAAGAUGAAGUAUGUAAGAGGGAGUACACUGAUGUUUAUCAGAGGCCACAGAAAGAAAGAAAAGUUAUUCUUCUUUUACAAAGUUUUCCUGUGCUUUUGUAGAUGAGAAAUGAAUAUAAAACUGUUUCAGUCUACUUUUAACUGUAAUAUUCUGUCUUCAUUUUUGACUUAUAUACAGGAUUUUACAUACAAGUUUGCUCCUCAUAGGUUCAAUUUUUAACAUUCUGUUUAAAAUACACCAUUUCUUUGUGUGAUUUAAGCAAAAUAUAACAUCAGUAUAGUUGAAGUGACAGCAUCUGAAAGAAUAAGUAGAAAUUAAUCAUAACAAACAUUCAUUUCAUUACUCACCAUUAACCCCAUAAAGAAUGUAAAUUGUACAAAAAUUGAACUAUAUCUUUUUUGUACCUUAGCCAUAUCCUUAAUAACUUUAUUUGUUCUAUAACCUCUUAAUAUAAUUCACACAUAAUGUUAAGUAUUGAUGUUCUUUGUUGGCACUUUUGUAAUAUCAUAAAUAUAGCUACCAAGAAUUAAAGGAGUAAUGUGUGUAGC